Paramecium pentaurelia is the source of this 1615-nucleotide messenger RNA. NCBI's taxonomy places the organism in Eukaryota, Ciliophora, Oligohymenophorea, Peniculida, Parameciidae. The record is from the annotation of a GenBank genome assembly.
AAUGAGUGAAGAAAUAGAACCUCAUAUAGCAAGGAAAUUUGAAAUUAUAUAAAAAUUAGGGAAAGGUGCUUAUGGCAUAGUGUGGAAAGCAGUAGAUAAAAAAUUGAAAUAGGUAUUAUUGUAUAAUUAUGGAAGGUCGUUGCGCUAAAAAAAGUAUUUGAUGCUUUUCAUAAUGCAACUGAUGCUUAAAGAACAUUUAGAGAAGUGAUGUUUUUGUAGGAAUUGAAUGGUCAUGAAAAUAUAGUUAGAUUACUUAACAUCAUAAAAGCAGAGAAUAAUAAGGAUCUUUACCUGGUAUUUGAUUAUAUGGAAACUGAUCUUCAUGCUGUAAUUGUAAUGAUUUAAUAAUAAUAAAUAAAAGAGAGCAAAUAUAUUAGAAGAGAUUCACAAGAAAUAUAUAGUUUACUAAACACUUAAGGCAUUAAAAUUCAUUCAUUCAGGAGAAUUAAUUCAUAGAGAUUUGAAACCAUCAAAUAUUUUAUUGGAUUCUGAAUGUUUAAUAAAAGUAGCUGAUUUUGGAUUAGCAAGAAGCUUAGCUUAAACAGAAGAUGAUAGUACUAGAUUAAUUUUAAUAUAUUUGUAGGUUAAUUAGUGUUAACUGAAUAUGUAGCAACAAGAUGGUAUAGAGCACCUGAAAUUCUGUUAGGAUCUACUAAAUACUCAAAGGCAGUUGAUAUGUGGUCAGUAGGAUGUAUUAUAGGCGAAUUAAUUGUUGGCAAAGCAAUUUUUCCAGGGACUUCAACACUUAAUCAGAUUGAGAGAAUUAUAGAACUAUUAGGAAAACCUUCAGGAGAUGAAAUAUAAUCUCUUGAUAGUCCCUUAGCUCCUAACAUUUUGGCCUCUAUAAAUACAUCUAAGAAAAAACAAUUCACUUCUUUUUUCUAAGGUGCUUCAGAUGAAGCAUUAGAUUUAAUUAGAAGAUUGUUAUGUUAUAAUCCAAAUUAAAGAUUGACAGCAGAAUAAGCAUUGAAACAUAAAUAUGUAAGGGAUUUUUCUUCUCCAGAAGAAGAGAUUGUAUGUUAACAUCCCAUAAAAAUAACAAUGAAUGAUAAUAAGAAAUUUACAAUUAAAGAAUAUAGAGAAGCUUUGUAUGCAGAUAUUAGUUAAAGAAAGAAGGAACAACGAAAAAAAUGGUAAGCAAAAUAUUUAUCAUAAUUGGGAGUAACAAUUGAUGAGAAACAAAAUCAAAUUUAAUAGGUUCCUUAGAAAGAAGAAACUCUAUUAGAGUAAAAACUUUCAUAGCCAGAUCUCAUUCAAUAACAAAUUUAUUAGUAAUAAUUGUUGUUGCAACAAUAACGGAAAGCAUAGAGACCACAGUCUGGUUAAAUGGGAGGUAGACAAUCCUCAGUUGAAAUGCCAAAAUAAUCAUAGGCAUAACAAUAAGCCAUAACUACUCAACAACCUACUCAUCAUAAGAGUAGUUCUAUGAUUUAAUCUAUGCAAACUAAAUAAGGAUACUACUAUCCUUUUAUUUAAUAAUAGAUGGCUGCCUAAACUAAUAAGGUCAACAAAUCUGCUGUUUAAAAUUAACAGUAAUAAACUUAACAAAGACCAUCAUCAAGUUAUUACUAAAAACCUCUGACUUAAGUUACAACUACAGCAGUUAAAAGAUGAC